Dermochelys coriacea (leatherback sea turtle) is the source of this 2224-nucleotide messenger RNA. It is a transcript of the gene CTU2, whose product is annotated as cytosolic thiouridylase subunit 2. NCBI's taxonomy places the organism in Eukaryota, Metazoa, Chordata, Testudines, Dermochelyidae. Gene Ontology annotation, molecular function: tRNA binding; sulfurtransferase activity. Gene Ontology annotation, biological process: tRNA wobble position uridine thiolation. The record is from RefSeq and is a predicted model, not a curated record. The coding region runs from base 93 to 1631 and encodes 512 amino acids. Gene Ontology annotation, cellular component: cytosol. The transcript has 15 exons.
CUCGGCGCGGGCCGGUGACGCAGCAGGGGCGCGCCGGAAGCGGUGGGAUCGGGGCCGGGCGGCCCGUGGGGGAGGGGCGCGCCGCCGCCGCCAUGUGCCAGGCGCGGGAGGAGUACGGGGGCUGCCACCAGCCCCAGGGGCGGCCCCGCCUCAGCUGUGCGCAGAAGUGCAUGAAGUGCAAGGAGGCGUCUCCUGUGUUAGUCAUUCGUGUUGGAGAUGCCUUUUGCAAGGCCUGUUUCCGGGAGUAUUUUGUUCACAAGUUCCGUGCGAUGCUUGGGAAGAAUCGUGCCAUUUACCCAGGAGAGAAGGUUCUUCUUGCUUUAUCGGGCGGACCUGCCUCCAGCUCAAUGCUUCGACAAGUCCAAGAGGGGCUGAGUCGGGGGACAGCCAAGAAAUUGCGCUUUAUACCAGGCAUCAUCUACGUUGACGAGGGAGCCGUGUGCGGACAAAGCCUGGCUGAGAGAGAGGAGAUGCUGUUCCAGAUGGAGACCAUCCUGCAAGCCUCAGGGUUCCCUUAUCACCUGGCCCACCUAGAAGAGGUGUUUGACUUGCCCAGCUCUAUCCUGCAGCGUGUGCCCCACAAUCCCGCAGGCCCCAAGAACAGCUACAAGGAGGCUGUGGAGGGCUUCAUCCACCAGCAGAGGCAGGAGGAGGGCGGAGGCCCCUCUCUUCCUGCGAGGCAAAUCCAGGAGAAGCUUGCCGAGUUCUGCAUGCAAGAUGUGCCCGGAACAGAGGGGCUGGCCACAGUCCGGACCGAGCAGCUGAUCCGGCUCUUUGAGUCCGUGAAGACUUUGACAGCUAAAGAAGAGCUGCAGCAGACCCUGCGCAACCACCUGAUCCUGCACACGGCCAGGGCCCAAGGGUACUCCAAGGUCAUGAUGGGAGACAGCUGCACCCGCCUGGCUGUCAAACUGCUGACCAACCUCUCCCUGGGGCGGGGAGCCUCCCUCGCCAUGGACACGGGCUUCUCGGACGAUCGCCAUGGCGAUGUGGUGGUGGUGCGGCCCAUGAGGGAGUAUGCGGCCAAGGAAAUUGCCUUCUACAACCACCUGUUUGGCGUUCCCACGGUCUUCACUCCUGCCUUGGACACCAAGGCUCUGGAGAAGGCCAGCAUCCACCGGGUGAUCGAGCGCUUCCUCUACGGGCUGCAGGCAGAGUUCCCCUCAACCGUCAGCACCGUGUACCGGACGGGCGAGAAGCUGAGUGCGACCCCUGGAGAUGCCGGCCCUGCCGCGGGUGCUGCCGAGCCCGAGCACUGCCUCCUGUGUUUGUGUGCCCUGGACACUAAUGUGGAGGACGGCUCUGCUUUGCAAGCAAUCCUGGUCUCGGAGCAGCUCUCCCAGCAGAGGCUGCCAACUGCACCGCCUGCCGGGAGAGGGUGCUGCCAGGGGGCAGAGGAGCAGAGAGGGUGCUGCAUGAACAUGACAGCUCCAGGGGCUGACGCCCGGGCCGACUUCCUGCCCCUGCUCUGCUACGGCUGCAGACUGACCAUCAAGGACACGACCUGCCUGGAGAGCCUCCCGCUCUACGUCCGCUCGGAGGCAGAGCGCAGGAAACGCAGGGCCGCGAUGAAGCUGGAAAUCCAGGAGUUCUUGCUGGAAGAUGAAGCUGUGAAUCCGGGUGAGAGCUGACAGGUGGGCAGGGCUCCCUCCUCUGGACCACGCUCCCGAAGAGCUCUACUCUGUCCUGGCUGUGGGGGCCCCAGGAGAAGCACACCUGCCAGAGAGCAAAUGGGGCCUGGGCCCAGCCCCCUCCAGCCUGGUCUUGAGAUCACCGGGGCCCUGCUGCAGGGCAUCCGGCCUGCCUUUGUUUCCAAGGUGCUGGGCCCAGCUCUUGUUCACUGUCUGCCUCCGCCGCGGGGGAGAGGAGAGGAGAGGAGACACCUCCCAACUGCCCUCCUUUUAAUGACUAUUUCAAAGAGGAAUACGUUAUUUUGCACCCCUGGACAUACAGCUGGAUUGAGGCCCUGGGGCGACUCCCCAAUCUUGAGCGGGUGAGGCCAGGCUGAGUCAGGCCCUCAGACUGUGCCAGCCCCCAGUGGAGCACCCAGCCGGGAGGAGGCAGCUUCACGCCCCGCCUGGGCAGGAAGAUGGAGUCAGUCAGUCACACUAGCAGGCCUUGGCUUGGCUUUUAUUAGAGAUCUAUAUAAAUAAACCAUUUGAAUUUUUAAAAAAAUCUACAGUCCAGCUGGAGGGAGCCCAGCCCUCGCCCCCGGGAGUGGUUG